Molecule: messenger RNA, 1539 nt
Organism: Osmerus eperlanus (European smelt)
Lineage: Eukaryota; Metazoa; Chordata; Actinopteri; Osmeriformes; Osmeridae
Product: salivary glue protein Sgs-4-like
Exons: 3
Coding region: 1-894 (297 amino acids)
Source: RefSeq, a predicted model, not a curated record
AUGGCAGUAACCCAGGUGCAGGAGAUGUUGGCCAGCCUGCCUGUCGUGGCCCAGAGACACGCUGACCCGUUGAAGAGGGAGGGGCUGGGCACAGAGCCUCCGCUGGCCUGGGAGGAGAGCGAGGGGCUGGGCACAGAGCCUCCGCUGGCCUGGGAGGAGAGCGAGGGGCUGGGCACAGAGCCUCCGCUGGCCUGGGAGGAGAGCGAGGGGCUGGGCACAGAGCCUCCGCUGGCCUGGGAGGAGAGCGAGGGGCUGGGCACAGAGCCUCCGCUGGCCUGGGAGGAGAGCGAGGGGCUGGGCACAGAGCCUCCGCUGGCCUGGGAGGAGAGCGAGGGGCUGGGCACAGAGCCUCCGCUGGCCUGGGAGGAGAGCGAGGGGCUGGGCACAGAGCCUCCGCUGGCCUGGGAGGAGAGCGAGGGGCUGGGCACAGAGCCUCCGCUGGCCUGGGAGGAGAGCGAGGGGCUGGGCACAGAGCCUCCGCUGGCCUGGGAGGAGAGCGAGGGGCUGGGCACAGAGCCUCCGCUGGCCUGGGAGGAGAGCGAGGGGCUGGGCACAGAGCCUCCGCUGGCCUGGGAGGAGAGCGAGGGGCUGGGCACAGAGCCUCCGCUGGCCUGGGAGGAGAGCGAGGGGCUGGGCACAGAGCCUCCGCUGGCCUGGGAGGAGAGCGAGGGGCUGGGCACAGAGCCUCCGCUGGCCUGGGAGGAGAGCGAGGGGCUGGGCACAGAGCCUCCGCUGGCCUGGGAGGAGAGCGAGGGGCUGGGCACAGAGCCUCCGCUGGCCUGGGAGGAGAGCGAGGGGCUGGGCACAGACAGGUGUCCCUGUCCCAUGUCCCCUGCCAGGGUGAGACAGGGGUGCCGUAGGAACACACACGCCGUAGGAACACACACGCCGUAGGAACACACACGCCGUAGGAACACACAGGAACACACACGCCGUAGGAACACACACACACGCGUAUUCCCCCUGUAUGUUAAUUGGAUUCAUAAAAAAACAUUCUAAAUGAACGAAAGAAAAUUUAUAAAAAGAAAAUAAUGUAAUUAAGUGAAUCUGAAAGACCUCCAUGCGAUGGUGUGUUGAGGGUGUGAAUCAAGACUUGACUUCUGUGUAACUAAUGUUUAACAUCACACAGUACAAGAUCUGUGGUAAAAAUAUUGAAGCAUACUUAUUUUUGAAUCUCUUGUUCGUUGACGAUUGUUAAUUUUUUAUUUUAUGGUUGUGGUUGUGGAAUGCUGCAAAAAAGGAUGUGAAUGACUGUUGUCCGCAUAAAUGACUAUCUUGAUUGUCAGUUGUUUUAUGUCUAUAUGUCGUUUUUUAAGGAUCGUCUCAUUGCUGAUGUUUAACACUUGGCUUUAUGGCUGAAUAUCUUCCAGAAGGGAUGAAGGGAAGCUGCUCUUUCAGGCUGGUGAAAAUACCAUAUUACUCUUUUUUUUCUUAGUGCUGUUUUCUUUGUGUUUGUGUGACUGUGUGUAUGGCUACAUACUGUAUCUAUUAAAGCCAUUAUUUACAUGUUUUACACAUUAAAUAUGUUAACAAUGAUUU